AUGGCGACACGGAAGGCGCUGUGUGACACCGCUGGAUUGCUCUUGGCACUGCGUCGUGGCUACUCGAUGGCCAGGCAGCAACUCAUCGAAUCACUGAACACGGAGCUCAGUGCAAUACAAGAUGCUGGCACGUAUAAGACCGAAAGAAUCAUUGUCGGACGACAGGGAAUGGAAAUCAAAAUAAAAAACCGCGAUACGCCUGUGCUGAAUUUUUGCGCAAACAAUUAUCUAGGGUUAAGCAGCCAUCCGGAGGUGAUUAAAGCGGGAAAAGAUACAUUGGAUAGCCAUGGUGCUGGCAUGAGUUCGGUAAGGUUCAUUUGUGGAACUCAGGAUUUACAUCGAACUCUGGAACAAAAAAUCGCUCAUUUCCAUGGUCGAGACGAUGCAAUCCUUUAUGCGGCUUGUUUUGAUGCUAAUGGCGGUCUGUUUGAAGUCUUAACAAGUAAGUUUUGGCAGAUUUAUCAAAUCGUGAAUUUCCUCUGCAUUCGGAUUAUGAGGAAAGGGACAUUAAAAGGUCAGCCGGAUUUCACUGAGAAUCACUGGUGUAGAAACUGA
This is a messenger RNA of Gongylonema pulchrum, 555 nucleotides long. The record is from the annotation of a GenBank genome assembly. Lineage: Eukaryota; Metazoa; Nematoda; Chromadorea; Rhabditida; Gongylonematidae.